Molecule: messenger RNA, 225 nt
Organism: Plasmopara halstedii
Lineage: Eukaryota; Oomycota; Peronosporomycetes; Peronosporales; Peronosporaceae
Exons: 2
Coding region: 1-225 (74 amino acids)
Source: RefSeq, a predicted model, not a curated record
AUGUAUACUACUAAAGCAAAAGAUUCGCACCGCAUGGUCUUAUCGCGUGCGGUCAAUCAUAUGUCAGCUAACACGCUUCAAGAAACGGCACCGGCCGCCAUCCGCAUGAAGAGAAUAAGUACAUGCGGGCUUGCACUCAAUCUCCUCGGAAGAUGUGGUGGGUGUCGUGUAAAACGCGGAGUAAUUCUUUCGUAUCGCGAUGGCCGAAUGGAGCACCAAAAGUAA